Messenger RNA from Aethalodelphis obliquidens (Pacific white-sided dolphin), 2374 nucleotides. RefSeq names its product RAD51 paralog C (gene RAD51C). Gene Ontology annotation, biological process: DNA repair; reciprocal meiotic recombination; meiotic DNA recombinase assembly. Gene Ontology annotation, molecular function: ATP-dependent DNA damage sensor activity; crossover junction DNA endonuclease activity; four-way junction DNA binding. Lineage: Eukaryota; Metazoa; Chordata; Mammalia; Artiodactyla; Delphinidae. The record is from RefSeq and is a predicted model, not a curated record. The transcript is spliced from 9 exons. The coding region runs from base 52 to 1167 and encodes 371 amino acids. Gene Ontology annotation, cellular component: Rad51B-Rad51C-Rad51D-XRCC2 complex; replication fork; Rad51C-XRCC3 complex.
UUGGCCGCUUCUGCGUCUGCGCAACUACGGGCGUAGGUGUUCGGCUUUGAAAUGCAGCGGGAUUUAGUGAGUUUGCCCCUGUCCCCAGCGGUGAGGGUGAAGCUGGUGUCUGCAGGUUUCCAGACUGCUGAGGAACUCCUAGAGGUGAAACCCUCCGAGCUCAGCAAAGAAGUUGGGAUAUCUAAAGAGGAAGCCUUAGAAACUCUGCAAAUUAUAAGAAGAGAAUGUCUCACAAAUAAAACAAGUUAUUCUGGUACAGCUGAGUCAGGCAAGAAGUGCACAGCACUGGAACUUCUUGAGCAGGAGCAUACCCAGAGUUUCAUAAUUACCUUCUGUUCAGCACUAGAUAAUAUUCUUGGGGGUGGCAUACCCUUAACCAAAACAACAGAAAUUUGUGGUGCACCAGGUGUUGGAAAAACACAAUUAUGUAUGCAGUUGGCAGUAGAUGUGCAGAUACCAGAAUGUUUUGGAGGAGUGGAAGGUGAAGCAGUUUUUAUUGAUACAGAGGGGAGUUUUAUGGUUGAUAGAGUGGUAGACCUUGCUAAUGCCUGCAUUCAGCACCUGCAGCUUAUAGCAGGAACACAUAUGGGAGAAGAGCACCCAAAAGCUUUGCAGGAUUUCACUCUUGAAAAUAUUCUUUCCCAUAUUUAUUAUUUUCGUUGUCGUGACUACACAGAGCUACUGGCACAAGUUUAUCUGCUUCCAGACUUCCUUUCAGAACACUCAAAGGUUCGAUUAGUGAUAGUGGAUGGUAUUGCUUUUCCUUUUCGUCAUGACCUAGAUGACCUAUCCCUUCGUACUCGGUUACUAAAUGGCCUAGCGCAGCAAAUGAUCAGCCUUGCAAAUAACCACAGAUUAGCUGUAAUUUUAACCAAUCAGAUGACAACAAAGAUUGAUAAAAAUCAGGCCUUGCUGGUUCCUGCACUGGGGGAAAGUUGGGGGCAUGCUGCUACAAUACGACUAAUCUUUCAUUGGGACCAGAAGCGAAGGUUGGCAACAUUGUACAAAUCACCAAGCCAGAAGGAUGCUACAGUACUAUUUCAAAUCACACCUCAGGGAUUUAGAGAUGCUGUUGUUGCUACUGCAUGUUCAUUGCAAACAGAAGGUUCAUUGAAUAUCCGGAAGCGGUCACGGGACUCAGAGGAAGAAAAGGAAUCCAAAGACUAGUCUCAGAGUAUACAUAUGUAUUGAUGCUGUGAGAGAUGCAGUGCUUACAAGUAGUAGACUCGUUACUUUAGAAUAUAAACACUAUGGCGUGAAUGAAUCCAGUCUAUAUUAAGUGAAUGGUGAAUGAAUGGAUCAGGUCUAUAUUAAGUGAAAACACUUAACAAAUAGGAUUCUCUGAAAGUUUUUCUAAACUAAGCAGUGUUCUACAGUUGUAUUUAACCCUGUUUUCAUUUUCAAUAACAUUCAGUAGAGAUGAUACAGUUAUUGUAUUUUGCAAAUGUGGAAAGCUGAUCGCUUGUGGCCAACUGAAUUUAAUAUUCAGACUGUUUUCUCCUCCUUUCUUUGCCAAUUGCCUAGACAUUUCUAGGAAGAAAAGAUUUUUUUAACAUUCCUAUUGUGCUCUCCUCUUUAAAUGUAGCUUUGAUAAUUCUUAAAAAUGACAUGUUUCCAUUAUGAAGAAAAGCCAGCACCAUGAGUCAGCAUAUCAUUACAUUCAGUUUAUGAGUAGGAUACACAUUUUGGAUGACCAGUCUGAUUUUAGUGACCCCAAUCCUAAAAUCUAAGUCAUUUGUUCAUUUUUUAAUGUUAUUUUGUAACAUUAAAGGAAGGACUUUAGAGUUGUUAUCCCAUCUAGAACAUUGACUGGAACAUAUAUCUAUGUUGUCAAGUUGAUAAGCUCACAGUCAUUUAUUUCCAUAUUUUUGAAACAUGGUGUGAUCCAGUUCUAGGUGUAUUGACAUUUUUCCUUUGAAUAAUCUUAAUACUGCUUGAAUAAAUUAAAAAUUUGGAUUGUUGAGUGGUUUCAAAAUUUAAAAAUGUUUUGGUACCUGGUUCUUAGUGCUUCUUAAUUCAUUUACAAAAUUUACUUUAACUCCCAGUGGAAGAAAAUUAUUUAAGUAAUUGAAUAUUAUAUACCGUGACAACCAUAUUUUCCAGACUUCAGUGACAGUUGGUAUUUCCUGUCCCAGACUGAACACUAAAUUCAUAAAAUUUAAAAAAUGUAAUUAUUCUGUAAUUGAUUAUACAUAGACUAACCAUAGUUGGCAAGGACUUUUUAAAGAAUGAAAAUAGGCACUGCUAACAAUUAUACCAGGACAUAAAUCAGGACUGUCCCAGGCAAAUCAGGCUUAUGGUCAUCCUAAUUAUGUAAGACUAAUUUCAAAUGACUACUUUAGUAUAGGAUAACUAAUUGUAACACUCUUAUUUU